Trichobilharzia regenti is the source of this 3657-nucleotide messenger RNA. Lineage: Eukaryota; Metazoa; Platyhelminthes; Trematoda; Strigeidida; Schistosomatidae. The record is from the annotation of a GenBank genome assembly.
CCCUAACAGGACUAUGUCAUCUGCUGUUGAGUAUUACGUAAUUUAUAACUUUUAUUUAUAUUUUUGAAGUUACUUCUGAGUAAUUAUAUCAGUUAUGUCACAUACACACACACCUUCUAUUACUCAAUAAUGGACUACUGUACAUUUUUGGUAAAUAUAAAUACGACUAUUUAGCCUCUGAAGAUGGUUUCGUUGAUAAAGAAGAGGAGAUUUUCUCCGCUGAAUUUGUCUUUUAUUUUUCACUCUCUUGAACAUUGCCCAAAUUUCUUUGCUCUAGAGUUGCGUGUGUGCGUCGGUGGCACAGUGGUAGAGGGCUCGCCAACCACGCAGGUGGUCCGACAAGGCACUUUCAUUUACCUCGCUAAGCCAGUAAGUAAGAUUGAUAAAGAGAGAAGGUUGGGCCAGGUAAGGCUAGCGACUCCUUCCUGUAAAGGUAAUCACCACUGCUACAGCAACUUACAAUCUCUAGUUUGAAGGUGCCCUAUGUUCCCCUGGGAACGUGAAGGAAUAAAAAAGAAAAGUUGCGUGUACACGUUAAGCAUUUUUGAGAAACACUCAAAAGGCUGCAAUGCGCCCUUGACCUUGGCGGCCUGUUCGAAUUUUUGGGCCUGCUACUAUAAUAUCUACAUUUUGCAUCCAGUCCUCUAUUUACCAACAUUCAUUUAUCACCUAAAUAUGAAUUCUAACAGAAUCAUUUACUCUCGUAACUUUAUUAAUCAUUUACGACCAAAUGACUUUCAUAUUCCAAAGAAACCAAGAGGAAACAUCGUAGUGGUUGGCAGAGAGCUCUCAAACGUACACCAAUACACUUAACUACGGUCCCCGUCAUAAUGAACACAAACUGUCGCUCUCUGCCAAACAAGAUAAUGUACCUACAAUCCUGAUGUCAACUGAUACGUAUCAUAACACCGCCAUAAUCACAUUACAAGAAACGUGGUUGCAUGAACUGUAUGAUGACAACCUUAUCUCACUAAAGGACUUUAUUUUAUUUCGUCAAGACCGUCAAUGUUGUAAUAAGAAAAAUGGUGGUGGCGUUGCAACUUUUAUUCACUCCAAAUGGUCUGUCUCAAAUAACGUCUGCUUCACCUUCUCAAAUGACUUCAUUGACUGUAUUACUGUCAAAUGUCGCCCCAAACAUCUCCCCAAAUAUAAACAAUUCUAUAUUACAAACAUGUACAUUUCUCCUAGUUGCUCUCCAUCUGAUCUAUCUAAUUUUGCUGAUGAAUUCACCAUGUUUGCUGCUGCCAACUUCGACAACUCUCUAUCCGUUAUUACUGGAGACUUCAACACAUCAGAUUGCUCCUUUCUUGAAGCUCUUGGUCACACAAACAUAGUCAAAUUUCCCACUCGACUUGACAAAACACUCGACUUAGUUUUUACUAAUGACGAAGGAGUAUAUGAAACACGUAGACGUUCACCGAUACAUAACUCCGAUCACUGCAUUGUCCGCGUUUUGCCAAAAAUAUACAGCAAAACACAUAUUAAAAUCUUCUCACACCUGUCUACGAAGCACAACAAAGAAGCUACACAUCUGACAACUUACUCAAUCUAAGAUGCAUGUUAAAAGAUACCAACUGGGAUCUAUUCUAUGAAAGUACAUUAGAUGACUCAAUCACCAAUAUAAUGGAUUAUCUUAAGUUCUGCCUCGACAUAUGCUGUCCCAAACAAACACUGUUCAAACGCCUCGACCGCUUCUCGUCUCCCCAUCUCAAACAACUUCGCAGGCAAAAAGAAAUGUUAUAUAAAUGCAAAGACAAGUUAGGACUUAAAAAGAUUAAUGCUCAAAUCAAAUCUGAAAUCAAAAAUCUUAAUGCUAUCUAUAACCAAACACUUUUAUCAUGCAAAUCUCCUAACAGCAUGUGGAAAUUUUUCAAUGAAAUUACUGGCAAUAGUAAGCGAUGUAAUGUUUUUCCCUCUUGUGAUGUUAAUGCUCUUAAUCUGUCUUUUAUACGCUCUCCUUCUACUAUAACCACUUCUAACGUUACUAAUCUUGUAGCUGAUAACUUCCAGGACUUCAAUACUCUCGAUGUUUUGAAAUGUCUUAAAACUCUUAAGCCCUCACAUAGUCUUGGCCCUGAUGGCAUACCUGCAUAUGUUCUAAAACAAUGUGCAGAUGCUUUAUGUUCUCCUCUAACUAAUAUCCUAAAUGCUUCUUUCUCCGAAAACGUUGUACCUGUUCCAUGGAAAGACAUUAAAAUAGUCCCUGUCCCUAAACCUGGAAAUAGCAAGAACGUAAAGUUCAGACCCAUUGCCAUCACUUCCCCGUUUCUAAAGCUCAUGGAAAAACUAGUACUUCUUAAACUCGAACCCUCCCUUAAAAGCUUCGAAGACCCCAAACAAUUUGCCUACAGACAGGGUAGGAGUACUUUAGACGCUGCAGCCGUCUUACACAACAGUAUUGUCUCAUCAUUAGACAAAGGUGCCAAAUAUGUCCGCUGCACGUUUCUUGACUUCACUUCUGCUUUCGACUCUGUACCUAGAAGUCUCUUGCUAAAUAAGCUCUCCAUGACACAAACCGAGUCCUGGGUCACUAACUGGUUGCAUUCCUACUUUUCAAACAGAAUGCAGUACACCGUAUACAAAGGCGAAUCCUCCUCUGCUGUGCUCACUGAAGCUGGUGUCCCCCAAGGUGCUGUACUCUCCCCACUUCUCUUUUCAUUCUUCCUACAUGACCUACCGUCUUCAAAUGACAUUAACUUUGUCAAAUAUGCUGAUGACCUAACUGUAUCUUUACCUGUCAAAUGUCAAAGUGACUGCUCUAAACUAAAUGGCUUCUUAUCAGAAAUUAGCCAAUGGUCCAAGGAAAACGGUCUCACCUUAAACCCCUCCAAAUGCCAAACAGUUAAUUUCACCUUUAGGCAUAAAUCUGACCUAAACAAACUGGUUAGCACUCACGAGGUGUGCAACAUAGAUGGCAGUGAAAUAGAAACCAAGUCGGAAAUUAAAUACCUAGGCGUCACUCUAUCUUCUGAUCUUUCCUGGUCGUCUCAUAUCUUGACGAUUUCCAAGAAAAUAUUCCGUCUUACCUUCUACAUCAAGAAGUUAAGACAUUCUGGUGUAACCCAACCCUUACUCCUACAAUUUGUUAACUCCCGUAUUCUGCCUAUUAUUCUCUAUUGCUCCCCCUUAGUCUUUCCUGGGCUAUUGAAGAAAGACUAUACCUUAUUACGUAGGAUGUUAAAGGUUGUCAGCAGGGUAAGCAGUUUGCCACUUAGCCAGCUUGUUAAUAUUCUGGUGGACAGGCACAUGGACUCAUGUGAAAAAUGGGCGAAAUCCAUUUUAUCUGACUCACAACACCCUCUACAUUCACAACUCUCCCCAUGUAUCUCUUCAGGGAAAACAAGAAGCCUAUAUAGGAAACUAUAUGCCCGCACUAGUAAGUACAAAAACUCAUCCAUACCCUACCUAGCUCGUGUUCUGUGCGAUAAAGAAAGCAUUAGGCGGGAAACCUUUAACUUAUUAAAUAGUCAGUAGAACAAUGGAUCUCGUCUUUCCAACUCACAUCAUUUACAGGUACAACGUUUUCUCUCUACCUUUUUUUCUUCUGUAUUUAUUUUUGUUAUGUGCUGUUUUGUUUCUCUCUUCCUUGCAAACUCUACUUAAAACAUUCUUGUUCGUUCUUUCACACUCUGUAUAUCUCGACCAUUUUGCUAUCGC